This is a messenger RNA of Sardina pilchardus (European sardine), 1083 nucleotides long. Its product is annotated as P2X purinoceptor 5-like. NCBI's taxonomy places the organism in Eukaryota, Metazoa, Chordata, Actinopteri, Clupeiformes, Clupeidae. The record is from RefSeq and is a predicted model, not a curated record. Gene Ontology annotation, molecular function: extracellularly ATP-gated monoatomic cation channel activity; purinergic nucleotide receptor activity. Gene Ontology annotation, cellular component: nuclear inner membrane; plasma membrane. Gene Ontology annotation, biological process: calcium ion transmembrane transport; response to ATP. The coding region runs from base 1 to 1083 and encodes 360 amino acids. The transcript has 10 exons.
AUGUCAACGUUAAAGAUUAAGAAAUGUCUCUCUGCUGCAUUAACUUACGACACCGGAAAGUUUGCUGUUGCAAAAAAUAAGACAGUUGGCGUAUUAUAUAGAGUGUUUAUGCUGUCUGUCAUCGGCUACUUAAUUGGGUGGGUUUUUGUAAUGAAGAAGGGUUAUCAAACUCGAGAGGAGUCCAUACAGAGCUCUGUGAUGACCAAAGUGAAAGGGGUUGUAUUGAUCAAUUCCAGCGACACAGGACUCAGUCUGUGGGGCCCAGAGGACUACGUUAUCCCACCUCAUGGAAAAGCAAGUCUUUUCAUCACAACUAAUUUCAUGGAAACACCCAAUCAGAAACUAGGAAACUGUGCAGAGAGCUUUAAAGUUCCUGAUGGCCUCUGUCGUGAUAAUGAUGCCUGCCAACUUGGAGAGGCCGUUACGGCUGGUCAUGGGAUAAAGACUGGUCAGUGCUUGAAGAGUGGAAAUGACCCGGGAAAUGGAACAUGUGAAAUAUAUGGCUGGUGUCCAACCGAAAGGAGUCAGGAACCCCAUGUGCCUCUCUUAGGAAAAGCUGAAAACUUUACCAUCUAUAUCAAGAACUUCAUCAGAUUUCCAAAAUUCAGCUUCUCAAAAUCAAAUAUUCUUGAGACAAACGACGAAAAUUAUUUAAAGAAGUGCAUCUACGAUGAGGCAGCCCAUCCCUACUGUCCCAUCUUCCGUGUGGGGGACAUAAUCAACAAAACUGGACACAGGUUUCAAGACAUAGCUCAAACAGGUGGGGUAAUUGGGAUCCUGAUUGACUGGAACUGCGAUCUGGACAAAGGAUCGUCACACUGCCAACCUAGAUACACCUUCACCCGUCUGGAUGUGAACAGCACUGUCAGCUCCGUCACGUCAGGCUACAACUUCAGAUAUUCCCGCCACUACAAGAAUGCUGAUGGACAGAGCUACAGGACUUUGUUUAAGGUGUAUGGAAUUCGUUUUGAUAUCAUGGUCAAUGGAAAGGCAGGGAAGUUCAGCAUCAUCCCCACCUUAAUUAAUAUUGGAUCAGUAACAGGUCUACUGACACUUGUAAGUAUGAAAUGUUGUUACUGGUGA